AUGUUCUUCUGCUCCAGGGGACCUGUCCUCCUGCGCUCCCCAGGAAACAUGCUUCUCUUCUGGAUGUCUUGUGGAUCACUACUCCCUCUCCUGGUCCUCUGCAAUAAUGGACAAAAACGCUGCACAAUCCAAGAGAACAAACAAUAUCAUGGUAGGGUCUAACUCUAAGAAUCUUUUUAGCAGAUAUCGAUGACAACAAAAUGUAUGAGUUGGACAUAUGGUUAAAUGUUUCAUUGUGGACAUUAUAGAAAGUCUUAUUAAGAUAUAGACAAUAUCACAACACUGCCAUCCACUUGGACAUGUAUUUUUUCCAGAAGUGAUUGUAGAUCAUAUUUUCUGCCCUAUAGUGAGACCUGUACUCUACAUCAUACAGCACAAUGUCUUCUAAUUCUAUUGUCUAUAUCCUUGUUCCCAGUCCCUCUAUCCACAGUGUCCCCUGUGCUUGAGUCCCUGCAGUGCUACAAUGACUACAGCUCCUACGUCCGCUGUAGCUGGGAGGAGAGUCCACAUACGUCCGCACAAGCUCCGUUAGCCCUAUACUACUGGGACAGCACUGAGAACCGGUAAGGAUAGAGCUGAUGGGCUGAUGAGAGGAGGGAGGGAGGGAGGGAGGGAGGGAGGGGAGAAGGAAGAGGUGGACACCGAGAAACAAUAUACUCAAUGAACUCAUGUCUCUCUCUAUCUCUCGCUCUCUCUUUCUCUCUCCUCUCUUUUUCUGUCUCUCCAGUGAGUCCCUGUGUAAACCCUACGGUCAGCCAGCACUGAAUCCCAACAACAGCAAGCUCACCGUCCAGUGUCAGUACAACACUCGUUACUUUGGCAUCAAUACCAACCAUGUCUUCUUCUUCAAGACCUCCUGUCCCUCUGCCCUGCUUCUGUCUAAGAAUGGUGAGUUUACUUAAAUCCGAACUGGUUCUCUAGCAAAUUAGUAAGAUUGUCUCACCCAAUGUUCAAGAAUGGCCUUUUUCCCUUUAUUCAGAUUACAACAUCUCACUUUCAGUUAUUUGAAAAGGAAAUAAUCUCCCAAAUAUCACUAUUCUAAAACAAGCCAUAGAAAGUUGGUUGCAAUUUUAAUUUAAUCCUCCAGAAACGACAGAACAAAUAAUGCAACAAAUAUUGUGGUUAAACUGAAAUAUACUAAUUGAUAAAAAAACGUUUAUUUUUGACAAAAUGUUUAAAAAAGGUAUAAUCUUCGUAAAUGAUAUCAUCGGUAAGACUGGUGGAGUUAUGUCACACAUGCAGCUAACAAAAACAUAUGGAAAUGUCUGCUCUACCCAAAAUUACAACCAAAUAAUUGCAGCAUUACCGCAAAAAUGGAAGAGGAAAGUGGAAGGGGGAAAAAGUAAGGAACCAUAUAGAUUGCAAAAUAGUUGGGAAGAGAUUUUUGACGUACCGAUUCCAUGGCAUAGUGUUUAUAAACUGAUACGCAAAACGUAUUGCCGGAUUCAAAACUUAGAAUUUUUCAAUUUAAAUUAUUAUAUAAAAUUCUUGCUACCAAUAGAAUGUUAUUUAUAUGGGGGGAUAUAAUCUUCCCAGCUCUGCAGAUUUUGCUGCGAAGAGACAGAAUCAUUAGAUCAUUUGUUUUGGUACUGUCCAUUUGUAGCUUGUUUUUGGACACAGGUCCAGGAAUGGCUAAAGGAUUGCUAUAUUUACCUGGAGCUAACCCUGCAGAUAGCACUACUGGGUGAUCUGAAAAGUCAUAGUCAAUCGAUCAAUAUUAUAAUAAUACUUUCAGCAAAAAUGUUUAUUUUCAAUUUACAAUCUGUAGAAGCAAUGAGAAUAGAAAGGUUCAGAACUUUUGUAAAACAUCACAGUACAGUUGAAAAAUAUAUGGCAAAUAGAAAUCCAAAAUGGAUGGUGUUAAGAGAUAGAUGGGUGGUGUUGAAUGAAGUUGAAGGAUGGGACUAAUAACAACUAACAACAACUUACAACAACAAGAUAACUAAUAAUGUAAAGCAUACUGUGUCCAUAAUAAGUAUAUAGGUUAUAGAUUGAGAGCUUUUGUGAAGAGCACAGUUAGAAAGAUAUGGUAUAUAGAAGCAAACCGGAUGGACAUAAUAAAAAUUAUCGGAGAGGUUGAGGGUAGAGGAAGUUCAGGAGAAAAAACAAACAAAAUAGAAUUAUUGUAAAAUUGAAAUUGUCCAUAAAAUGUAUAUAGUAUGUAUAAGCUGGAAGUAGAGGCCUAAGCAUUGUUGUUCACUAGUUUACUCCAAUUAGGGAAGGGGUGGUGGGGUUGGAAAGUAAUAAAGGGAAAUAUAUUUUUUUAAAGGAUAUGUAUAUGUGUAUGUAUAUAUAUGUAUAUGUAUAUAUAUAAAUAUAUAUAUAAAUAUAUAUAUAUAUAUAUAUAUAUAUAUAUAUAUAUAUAUAUAUAUAUAUAUAUAUAUAUAUGUAUGUGUAUAUAUGUAUAUAUAUACAGUGGGGAGAACAAGUAUUUGAUACACUGCCGAUUUUGCAGGUUUUCCUACUUACAAAGCAUGUAGAGGUCUGUAAUUUUUAUCAUAGGUACACUUCAACUGUGAGAGACGGAAUCUAAAACAAAAAUCCAGAAAAUCACAUUGUAUGAUUUUUAAGUAAUUCAUUUGUAUAUACAGUGAGGGAAAAAAGUAUUUGAUCCCCUGCUGAUUUUGUACGUUUGCCCACUGACAAAGACAUGAUCAGUCUAUAAUUUUAAUGGUAGGUUUAUUUGAACAAUGAGAGACAGAAUAACAACAAACAUAUCCAGAAAAACGCAUGUCAAAAAUGUUAUAAAUUGAUUUGCAUUUUAAUUAAGGAAAUAAGUAUUUGACCCCUCUGCAAAACAUGAUUUAGUACUUGGUGGCAAAACCCUUGUUAGUAAUCACAGAGGUCAGACGUUUCUUGUAGUUGGCCACCAUGUUUGCACACAUCUCAGGAGGGAUUUUGUCCCACUCCUCUUUGCAGAUCUUCUCCAAGUCAUUAAGGUUUCGAGGCUGACGUUUGGCAACUCGAACCUUCAGCUCCCUCCACAGAUUUUCCAUGGGAUUAAGGUCUGGAGACUGGCUAGGCCACUCCAGGACCUUAAUGUGCUUCUUCUUGGGCCACUCCUUUGUUGCCUUGGCCGUGUGUUUUGGGUCAUUGUCAUGCUGGAAUACCCAUCCACGACCCAUUUUCAAUGCCCUGGUUUAGGGAAGGAGGUUCUCACCCAAGAUUUGACGGUACAUGGCCCCGUCCAUCGUCCCUUUGAUGCGGUGAAGUUGUCCUGUCCACUUAGCAGAAAACAUCCACAAAGUAUAAUGUUUCCACCUCCAUGUUUGACGAUGGGGAUGGUGUUCUUGGGGUCAUAGGCAGCAUUCCUCCUCCUCCAAACACAGCGAGUUGAGUUGAUGCCAAAGAGCUCGAUUUUGGUCUCAUCUGACCGCAACACUUUCACCCAGUUCUCCUCUGAAUCAUUCAGAUGUUCAUUGGCAAACUUCAGACGGGCCUGUAUAUGUGCUUUCUUGAGCAGGGGGACCUUGUGGGCGCUGCAGGAUUUCAGUCCUUCACGGCGUAGUGUGUUACCAAUUGUUUUCUUUGUGACUAUGGUCCCAGCUGCCUUGAGAUCAUUAACAAGAUCUUCCCGUGUAGUUCUGGGCUGAUUCCUCACCGUUCUCAUGAUCAUUGCAACUCCACGAGGUGAGAUCUUGCAUGGAGCCCCAGGCCGAGGGAGACUGACAGUACUAUUGUGUUUCUUCCAUUUGCGAAUAAUCGCACCAACUGUUGUCACCUUCUCACCAAGCUGCUUGGCGAUGGUCUUGUAGCCCAUUCCAGCCUUGUGUAGGUCUACAAUCUUGUCCCUGACAUCCUUGGAGAGCUCUUUGGUCUUGGCCAUGGUGGAGAGUUUGGAAUCUGAUUGAUUGAUUGCUUCUGUGGACAGGUGUCUUUUAUACAGGUAACAAGCUGAGAUUAGGAGCACUCCCUUUAAGAGUGUGCUCCUAAUCUCAGCUCGUUACCUGUAUAAAAGACACCUGGGAGCCAGAAAUCUUUCUGAUUGAGGGGGUCAAAUACUUAUUUCCCUCAUUAAAAUGCAAAUCAAUUCAUAACAUUUUUGACAUGCGUUUUUCUGGAUUUUGUUGUUGUUAUUCUGUCUCUCACUGUUCAAAUAAACCUACCAUUAAAAUUAUAGACUGAUCAUUUCUUUGUCAGUGGGCAAACGUACAAAAUCAGCAGGGGAUCAAAUACUUUUUUCCCUCACUGUAUUUGCGAGAAAAAAAAACAUAUAUGGGGGAUUGGAAGUGAUGCAGACAAUUACAUUGAUGGAAGUUACAAUCUAUCUGCAAUAUUAAAACUGAUCUGCCCCCUAAAAAAAAGUAAAAAAGUAAUAAAAAUAAAUAGAAUAGUGAGUUUAAACAUUACAGGACACUGUCAUAAAUCAUGGUUCUCAAUCAUUUUACAUUUACAUGUUACAUUUUAGUUGCAAGUUAGCUAGCAGAUGACCCAAUUCGGUAGAAAUAUAUAGGGUCCUAUAUCUAUAUUAUUUGACUAUUCAUUUAUGUGUUCAUUUGUUUUUGACAGUGUGUGUGUGUGUGUGUGUGUGUGUGUGUGUGUGUGUGUGUGUGUGUGUGUGUGUGUGUGUAUGUAUGUGUGUGUAUUACAGUGAGGGUGCGUCCACCAGUCCACCUAUCACAGCAGGCUGUAGAGAGAGGGGUCCGUUUGCUCAGCUGGGAAAGCCCCUACCCCCCCUCUUCCCUCCUGACCCCCACUCUCAACUACCAGGUCAACUACAGGAGGUCUAACCAGGAUGACUGGACAGUAUGUAAUGGAGUAACAAACAAUUAGCUUGAGUACCAUGUCUUGUUUGUGCUAUAUAUUGCCAACUCCCUGUCACUCAUUGUCAAGGAUAGCAGGCAAGAGCACAAACGAAUCUGGGACCAGGUUAACAUACAAGGUGCUCUCAAAGACUCCUAUUCAUCUAAGAAAUGUGCUUCUGAAUCUUCAUAAAUACAGUAUACACUUAGAAAAAAAGGGUUCCAAAAGGGUUCUUCGGCUGUCCCCAUAGGAGAAACCUUUUUGGUUCCAGGUAGAAUCCUUUUUGGUUCCAGGUAGAACUCUUUUGGGUUCCAUGUAGAACCCUCUGGGGAAAGGGUUCUACAUGGAACCCAAUAGGGUUCUACCUGGAACCAAAAAGGGUUCUUCAAAGGGUUCUCCUAUGGGGACAGCCGAAUAACCUGUUUAGGUUCUAGAUAUCACCUUUGCUUCUAAGAGUGUAGGAGGACUGUUAGUUAACAUAUUGCUUAUGUUUUCCGACCCUCUUGUAAAAAGACAUGCUAAUUCUCAUGGUUAUUCAUCAUGGCAUGAGAUAUCCCACGCAAAACAAGCACAAGCAUAGGGUAGUUUUGCUCAGUUACAAAAUCAUUAAUCACUUACUUAGAAUUAUUCAUCACUUCCUCUCUGCUUCCUGCCCAGCGGCGUCACCAGAGUUUCAUAACAUUCGGGGGCUCAGUCCUGAAGACUAGGGGCUGAAGGGGUUGUGGAAGAGAAAAAAAGGGCCUUUUCUAAAAUAAUUUCCUGCAAUUCGACAUCAUUUUACAUGACUAGAGACAUUACAAUAAUAUUUUUUUAUACCACACGAAUGAUCAAAAUGUCAAGCUACUCUGACAUUUACAUACUGAGAUCACUAAAACAAACAACCAAUGUCUUAAAUGCAACAAAUAGCAUAGGCCAAUGAAAAGAGUGGGUACACAGAUCUUAGGCCUACAAUAAUGAGGAGGAAAUUAUAGUCCACCAACUUUACAGGGGCACUCACCUAUUUAAACAGAAUUAUCCAACAAUUGUAUUUUGAAAUAUUGCGAAAUACCUUCUAGCUGCUGCCUGCUGUUCAUUGACAGCCACAACUCAACAAUCAGCUGUUUUAUAUUUGCCGUGCGGGUUGCCCAAUUGCAGGAUUUCCAACUGUAGACUAAGGCCUAAUCGUUCAUAAUGUGACAAAACACUAUCUACAGCCCCCCAAAAAAUAAUAAGCUGUUGAUCCUCUGUGGCUAAAUUAUGCUGGUGUAGUAUUUCAAUGAUUUCAUUUCUUUUUAUAGAGACAGGAGUAACUAUAUAAUUUGUUCAAUUUAUUUCAAUUUAUCUGCAGCACAUCCCGCACCCCUUACUGCAAGCGCUAUGGUUUCUUCCAUGCACUAUGCUCUCCCCAAGGCCAAAUAAUCAACACUUGUUAUUAUUAAUUCAAUGGAUUGUGGUCAGUAACCCCACAUUAGGUUAUUGUGUAGGUAGGCUUACUGUUACAAUAAUAUAAUAGUUGUUUCAGCUAUAUUGUUAUUGAGACGAUGUAGUCCUUAUGACCUUUUUAAACAAUUCAAAAUAUGACAAAUGACUUGAAUAGCCUAUGGGAAAAGUGUACACAUGUGUAUUCGCAUCAGUAGGCUAAGUGACUGAAAGGCAUCAGAAAAGUAUUGGAAAGUUCAGGAAAACAUCAGGCAAGCUCAUCAGGUAGGCUAUAGGCCUAAUGUGUGUGUAGAUAAAAUCUGCAUUGCUUUUAAUUGCUAGACGAAUGAGUCAUGAGUACUCACCUUAAUUUAGCUAACAUUACCCAGCAUAAUUGUAACCUAAUAUCCAAACGGACAUUCAGUGAAAACAAAAAUCUGACAUUGAUUGAUUUAUCAAGAUGAGUUCAGUUUAAGUGGCGCAUUCAGUUGACACAUUUUUUUUUUUAGACCAUUGCAGCAGCGCAAAAGAUUCGUGGCUGACCCAAAAUCAUUUGGGGCUAAAUCUCCGACAGCCAGGUCCUGGUGACGUCCAUGUUCCGGCAUCAUUCCUCUUGCACGUCACGAUCCUCACCAAAGAUUACCGCGCUACUAUCUGAGACAGGAUGUCACAAGGCAAAAGUACAGAAAACAAAACCACCACCGGGAGUCCGAUAAAGAUCAGGGCUGUGUCUCAAUAGUCUAAAAUGGUUUCCUCCCUUUCAUCUGCACUGAUUUGAAACCACAUUAUAGGUGAAAGCAAUUUAAAGAUUCUUUCAGGAAGUCUACUUUCAACCUGUCCAGACCAGGUGCUUCACACUAGUGCAGAUGAAGGGAAGGAGGCAAAGAAAGGAACCCACUGGUUGAAUCAACGCUGUGUCCACGUUAUUUCAAUGAAAUGAUGUUGAACCAACGUCAAAUAGACGUUGAAUUGAUGUCUGUGCCCAGUGGUGAGCUACUUUAGUAAAUUGAGAUGUACACAUAAUGUGCGUGCCAAAUGGCACCCUAUUGCCUAUAUAGUGUACAUUUUUAGACCAGAGUCUUGUGGGGCCCUAUUACAUUUACAUUUUAGUCAUUUAGCAGACGCUCUUAUCCAGAACGACUUACAGUUAGUGAAUACAUAUUUUUAUAUAUUUUUUAUUUUUUUAUUUUUUUUAUACUGGCCCCCCGUGGGAAUCAAACCCACAACCCUGGCGUUGCAAACGCCAUGCUCUAUCAACUGAGCUACAUCCCUGCCAGCCAUUCCCUCCCCUACCCUGGACGACGCUGGGCCAAUUGUGCGCCGCCCAUGAGUCUCCCGGUCGCGGCCGGCUGCGACAGAGCCUGGAUUCGAACCAGGAUCUCUAGUGGCACAGCUAGCAGUGCGAUGCAGUGCCUUAGACCACUGCCUUAGACGUAUGCCAUUUGGGACUCCAUAUUCUUUGUCUUUUUCUCUCUGUGCAGACAGUGGAGGUUGAGGACACCCAUCUGAGUGUGAAGUUUGAGGCUCAGGUGCCUGGCUGCCAGUAUGAGGCCAAGGUGAGGGCAAGGGGGAAGAUGGGACUAUGGAGCGAGUGGAGCCCCCUAGUGACCUGGUUGACUGAGGAGGGUGAGUAGAAACCCUACAUAUACAUAAACAUACUCCAUCCUUCAUAAUGUAAUGUCAUAUAAUGUAAUGGAAUGUAUUCGUUUUAUAGGAUUGUAGUGCGUUUGUAAUGAAAUUGUAAUGAGCAACUUUAUAGGAUUGUGUGGGAUUUACGUGGAGGUGUCAGGGAAUUGUGAUCUCAACAUGUCAUGUGUUUGGAAUAGCAUUGCUCACUGGUGCAUCAACGUCUCCUUCCCUUUUGUUCAUUCCCGUCCUCCCUAAUUCCCCCUCUCUCUAUCCCUCUCUCUCUCUCUCUCUCUCUCUCUUCCUCCUGUCCUCCUGCUCCAUCCCUCCCUCCCUGCCUGACCUCCCUUCCCUCCCUCUGCCAGGCCCCUCCAAUGCGCAGUGUGUGUUGGAUGAGGAGAAUGUGGUGACAUGCAGCUGGGAGGUGAAGAGAGACCUGGCUCAGUUCCUUACCUUCGAUCUGUCCUGCAAACACAACAACACUGCACCGUGAGUUAGGAUCUGCUGCCAAAGCACUGUGUGUAUGCAUUUGUGUGUGUGCGUGCGUGCAUGCGUUCAUGUUUGUGCCCAUGGAUAAGAGACGAAACAGUUGACUACACUUCAGUCUCAUAGAUGACUACUCUCUUUCACAGCAUUGUCCUUCCUCUUCUCCAUCCAUCCAUUUCUCUCUCCCUUUCGCCAUCUCUCCAGAGCCCAGAAAUGCUGUGUUAACACCAUGGUCAGCGCUCCAUCUAGGGGUCCAAUGCUCAAAUACAGCUGCUCCUUCACUGUCCAAAACUCAGAGCAGCUAGAGGUGGAGCUCAUCCCCACACGCAACACCAAAGAGUUUCAAACACACAAACACAGUGAGUCAUUUUUCACUCCGACACAGGGGUGAUAUUUGGGGGAGAAUAAAAUCUCAUAGCUGAGACUCAAUUUAUGAUGAUAUUUGUUUUGAUGCAAUCCAGAAAAUAUACUGCCUCAGUGAUUGUGUAUCAGUGCUGCCACCUGGAGUUUAUAUUGUGGUAGCACAGGCACAAUUUACUGCUGGUUCCCAAGAGUAUUCUCAAAGGUGAUGCUAGAAGGUCAUGUAUAAUUUCAGCCAGUAGUUUAGAAAUUAGUGCUCAUGAGCCAAAACCGGUCCAGGGAAAUUGUGUAUAACUGUGUACAAUGUCAUCCAUUUCGUAUGAUAUGUUACGUCCUGCAAAAAAUUUACACAUUCGUAAGUGCUUAAUAUCCCGUUCAAUCUCUUUAAAGAUUCUUGAUGUCUCUCUCUACACAGUUCGCCCAAACCAUCCACUCAACGUGCAGAUAGAAGAGAUAGAUGGGAACUGGAUUCUAAAAUGGAAUCCGCCAAAAUCAAAUGUUGAACUCACCUAUCAAGUGCACUACUGGAGUAAUGAGACUCAGGUAGGAGAAGUAUUUGAUCUAUUUUUGUGCUAUACUUUCACAGGAAGUGGGAUGUCUUUUCAUUUUCAGUAUUACAUUUUAUCAUCUCUAGAUCAUCAUCUAAAGAACGCUCAUCAAGCGAGAUAGACUUUUGCAUUUUUAAGCAUCUCAUGAAUAGAUCAUUUGAUGAUGACUGAUAAUUUUACGGUGUCUCACUUGGUUCUGUCCAACAUUCUCUUUUUCAGGAGGAUACUAGGUUCCUCAAUGUCUCCCAGGGGUCCUCCUCGCUCUCCAUCCUGGGGGGGUCCCUGCGCCCCUCUGAAUGUUACCUGGUUAAGGUGAGAGCCCUGGUGGUCCCGGGAAGGGGUGAUACUUAUGAAGGACCACCUUCAGAAUGGACCGAUCCAGUGGAGUGGACCUCACAACCAGGUAAUGGACCUAGAUGGUAUCUCCUGGUUGAAGCAUGUUUUUAAUAGUAUAAUAUUCUAUUGUUGUAUUCUAUUCUAGCCUGAGAGAGUCUGUUUUUGCUAUCAUGCCAACUCCUUGUCACUAAUUGUCAUGUAAAUUGCUAUAUAUGGCUUGAUAAUGACAGCAAUGGAGUUGGCAAGAGCACAAACUUGGACCAAGCUAAUUCUAUACUUUUUUGCAAAUAACUCUGAAAACCUAUUUUAUCAUCAGAGAUAACCAGUCUGGACUAAAACAAGUACAAAUGGGGGGAUGUGAUCCAUAUUUUAUUAUUUACAAUUCAUCUAGCUGUGCCAGCCUUGUGAGUCAAAACAGCGGAGCUCUAAAAACUAUAAUGUGAUUAUCUAUUCAUGAGAUGUUGAAUGAAAAAGCACCAAUGUUCAUCUCUCUUGAAGAAUGUUUUCAAAAACAAAUGUAAACACUUUCAUUAUUUAUUGAAGAGCGUUUCUUGCUUCCACGUGUUAGUCUUACGUGAAGCCUCGAUAUUUGCUUUCAUGUGAAAAAUGAACUUGGAUGAGUUGGAUGUUUUAUCAUUGAACUACCAUAAUAUUGAAAUGUGUGUAACAUGCCAUUUGGAGGAUUCUGAGAGUGAAACAAGAAGAAAUUAAGACUAGACUUGAUGAAGGCAGCAAACAGGAGCUGAUAAAAUGUGACUUUGUUCUCUUAAAGCAACCACUCAAUCAGUUCACGUGACAGACAGGAAUUUCCAGACACUACUAAUCAAUUACUUAUCAAUGAUCAUCAACUACAUUUUCCACUCUUACAUAUGCAUGUUUUGUCCCAUGUCUCCUUGUAGCUUCCUGGUCCGCCACCACCUUCCUCUACGUCCUCAUCAGUGUACUGGUGGCCAUUGUCUUCAUCACUCUCUACGUUACCAUACCAGCCUGUCACAGGUGAUUACUCAGACUUCUCCAACUGCUUUUAUUGUUUUUCUACAAUUUUAAUUCCCCUUUGUGUUAUUACUAAUGUUAAACUACAGGUAUCUGCCAAAAUAAUGGAAACACCUGAGUAAAUGAGGGAUACAAAGUAUAUUGAAAGCCGGUGCUUCCACACAGGUGUGGUUCCUGAGUUAAUUAAGCAAUUAACAUCCCAUCAUGCUUAGUGUCAUGUAUAAAAAUGCUGGGCAGGCCAUUAUUUGGGCUACCAUAGCUAUGCCCCCAUAGGAUGACAAUGGCCCCAUCCACAGGGCAUGAGCGGUCACUGAAUGGUUUGAUGAGCAUGAAAACGAUAUACACCCCAUGCCAUGGCCAUCUCAGUCACCAGAUCUCAACCCAAUUGAACAGUUAUGGGACAUUCUGGGGCGGCACCUGAGACAGCGUUUUCCACCACCAUCAACAAAACACCAAAUUAUGUAAUUUCUCGUGGAAGAAUGGCAUCGCAUCCUUCCAAUAGAGUUACAGACACUUGUAGAAUCUAUGCCAAGGUGCAUUGAAGCUGUUCUGGCUCUGGUUCAACACCCUUUUAAGAAACUUUAUGUUGGUGUUUCAUUUAUUUUGGCAGUUACCUGUCAUUCUAUUAAUUCAUCCAUCCAUUGAUUAAUUCAUUUGUUUUCUGUCUGUAGGAGGGUAGUCCUGUGGGAGGUGUCUGUCCCGUCGCCCCUCAAGAGCAAGGUACUGCGAGAGGUCAUUAAGGUAAGUCUGAAUACAUCUGAAUGGCUGAGUAUUCAUCCAGCAUUAUUCACAAAGCAUCUCGCUGUGGACUAUUAAUCUAUUGAAUAUAUGACAACUGCACUCAAUAAUAAUAAUAAUGAUAGUUUUAAAAUCGGCUAGACUGUACACAAAUAUUAUUUUUCAUAACCACUAUAAAUUACAAUGUAGGAUCCAGGGCUGUGCACAGACCUUUCAGGGGGCAGGUGCUCAAAAUAAAAAAAAGGGCAAUUCAUAUCUCGAAAUUCAUAACAUACUAACUGCCUCUGUAGCGAACAUUUAAACAUAUUUUUUUUAAACUGAUUUUACCUUUAUAAUAAAGCAUUGCAUAUCAUCGCAUUUGCUUUUUGGAAUAGAGCAGUAGAGUAGAGGCGCUUACAGAAGUUGCACUCAUGGGGACCAUUUUAUUAUAAAUGGGGACGGGGGGGUGAACUUGACGAUGUCGCGACGACUUGGGGGCAAUGGGUUCAGAACAACAACGACAAACACUGUAUACAAAGAAAGAUAUACCACCAUCCAGAAGGGCGAGUGAGAGGGCAAAGGGGAGUGGGAGGACACAGUAGAUCAUCUAUCUGUGACCUUGCCUGCAUGUAUCCAUCUUUCAUAGUUCAUUCUCUUUCACAGAAGUCUCCUGAUAGGUUGUUAUUCCCCGAGAGUGAGAGAAGUGAGCAGACCUACAUCUGCAGCGUACAGACACUGGAGAGCAGGGAGGAUAUCAGUCUCUGCUUUAGCUGGUAAAACUGGCUCAUAUCUUCAUACUUCUAACCUUCACUGUCCAACACUUAUAAAAUAUAACUCGUACACACGGUGACCUGGCUCAACCCUAAGCCUCAACCCUAACCCUUACCUCACUCUGUUGUGUUGCAGCUCUUCAGAUAAUCCAUUGUGGUUGACCCCAGAUGUAAAGGCCAAUGGACUGUUCCAUUCCAUUACCAAGGAUGGGUGGAAGAAGUAUGACCCAAACUCUUCCUCCCUACAUCUGUUGUCUGUGGACAGAUCUGGCCCUCCUGCUCUGGACUCAUCUGGCUUCAGCUUCAGUGGCCCUUAUAUCUUGUGUGGCGACAGUUCACCAGCGCCGAGUGAGUUUCUGAGUCUGGAGCCUCCAUGUGUGGAGUCCGACAACACUCUCUCUAACUCUGAACCCACUUCUCCUUCCUCCUCGGAGAGGACUGGCCCAUCCCUCUCGGGGUCGAGCGAGGGCUAUGUGGCGAUGCCUCAGUUUAGUGUUGGCCUGUCCAGAUCAACAGAGGGAGUGUCUGAUGGUCUUAUGAGCGCUGAAGUAGGGGACGACAGUAAGAACAACGGCAACAAAAACAUAAUGGCAUGGCCCAAGUCAGAGCUCCUCCCACCCCGACCUAGCGCUAUGUCCAACGGCUCACUACCCAGUGAGAACGAAGACCCUCCUCCAGCGUACACGCCCUCCACCACCACCACCCCCUUCACCUUGCCCCCAGUGGGCCCUACCGUACACACCUCUGGGUACUGCUUCCUCCCAGCCCUACAGGCACUUGGGGGCUGGGGCCAUGUGCAGUCCUCUGGACCUCCUAUAGGGGGCAGUCAAGAGCAGCAGGACUGGAGGAGAGAGAGGGGGCAAGGGGAGCAGUGCAAGGAAGAUCCCUACGUCAGACUGUCCCAGCUAGCCACUUAG
Messenger RNA from Coregonus sp. 'balchen', 12894 nucleotides. The record is from the annotation of a GenBank genome assembly. Lineage: Eukaryota; Metazoa; Chordata; Actinopteri; Salmoniformes; Salmonidae.